Messenger RNA from Mauremys reevesii (Reeves's turtle), 590 nucleotides. Its product is annotated as olfactory receptor 10A7-like. Gene Ontology annotation, cellular component: membrane. Gene Ontology annotation, molecular function: G protein-coupled receptor activity. Gene Ontology annotation, biological process: G protein-coupled receptor signaling pathway. The transcript has 2 exons. The coding region runs from base 1 to 501 and encodes 166 amino acids. The record is from RefSeq and is a predicted model, not a curated record. NCBI's taxonomy places the organism in Eukaryota, Metazoa, Chordata, Testudines, Geoemydidae.
AUGGAGAAGGACAACCAGACAUGUGUGACUGAGAUAGAGUUGCUGGGAUUCUCCGAUUUCCAAUCACUGCAAGUCCUACCCUUUGUGCUGGUGUUCACCUUCUAUGUGAUGGCCCUGGUAGGGAACACUCUAAUUGUUAUCAUCACAGUCACAGACUCUACCCUUCAAACCCCUAUGUAUUUCUUCCUCAGGAAUUUAUCCUUCCUGGAGAUCUGCUACACCUCGGUCACCCUGCCCAAGAUGCUGGUCAACCUGAUCUCGGAGACCCAGACUAUCUCCUUUGUAGGUUGCGGUGUUCAGAUGUGUUUCUUUGCUCUCUUUGGCAUCACUGAGUGCUGCCUCCUCUCCGUCAUGGCAUAUGACCGGUACGUGGCCAUAUGCCACCCCCUGCAAUAUACCCUCAGCAUGAACCAGAUAUUUUGUGCUCGGAUGGCAGCCGGUUCCUGGAUCAUUGGUAUCCUGCCUCAUCAUCUCCACCAUCCUGAAGAUGCCCUCAGCUGAAGGCAGACAUAAAGCCUUCUCCACCUGCUCCUCACACCUCAUUGUGGUUUCUCUCUUCUACGGGACUGCAACACUUAUUUAUAUGCAGC